CGAUUGCAUAUUGUGAGCAGCAUUCGAACUCCUUGUAGACAGAUUAUUGCCUCUGUCUUUCGUUCUUUCACAGAUCAAAGGAUAGUGUCGUCCAAGGCAAGUAGAGUCUAUCCAGCGUGAUGUGGACCCACUUCAAAUUCACUGGGUUGUACCUCGCGGUAGCUUUUUCGUUCGCGUCAUCCGCAGCUGCAGAAAAAACGUAUAUCGUUGGAAAGGGAGAGGAUGAAAAUUUGUUGAUGAUGAGUAUUGUGUUCUUGGUGGUGUGUGGCUUAUUUUUUGUGAUCAGCGUCGUGAUGUCUUUGAUGUUGAUCAGACGAUCAAGACUAACAUAUGGUAGUGGAAGAGGAUAUGAUCUAGAAAUAACGGAGGAGAAGUUUCAGAGCAUGUACCGGUCCAGCGAGCACGCUGAGGAGAAGUCACCAGCCAAAUUCGAGCAGCUUAAGCUCAACGACGUAAGCAACGGAGUUCAUGACUCCAUCGACGACAUCAAGUCAAGUGAACGCCAGAACAACAAUAUGGGAAAAACAAGCGCUCCACCAGGAACAGAAAAAGAGCAAAAAGGCACCAAGGAAAGCGAGAAAGACACAAAGACUCUCAGUUCUUUUCAUAACAAGGCGUACCAAAGUACCAGCAUGCAAUCUGGAAUGGAUCUGGUGGAAAGUGACGUCAAACGCUAAAGACAGGCACACACCGUUUUGAUUAAUGAAAGAAAGUGACACACGUAAGAGCUGGUGAAAUAUCAAGGAGCUUCUUAUCAUUCUUUUUCGGUCUAAUUGAGUCGUUUCAAACGUAAAAUCAUGUGCAUGUGUUUAAGUUUCAAACUCCUGGAAAUAAAUAGAGUUUACCACCUUUG
Molecule: messenger RNA, 853 nt
Organism: Pocillopora verrucosa
Lineage: Eukaryota; Metazoa; Cnidaria; Anthozoa; Scleractinia; Pocilloporidae
Source: RefSeq, a predicted model, not a curated record